AUGCUUCGCGAUUCGGGAAAACCUACCUACCGGUCUUUGGCCUUAUUGUCCCAUGAAGACGACCCUGAGAUUCGCAAAAAGUAUCGACCGUUCGUUCUCAGCGACGAUACAGCUGAGGACUGGAUCAACGAACUAGAAUUAACUACUACGAUUGAAAUGGCCGAGGAGAAUCUCCGAAAAACGAACGACAGGUUAAAGGUUCUGGUACUCUAUGGCAGCCUUCGAAGAAGAUCAUAUUCCCGGCUUGUGGCCUAUGAAGCCUCUCGAAUCCUUUUCCGGCUUGGUUGCGAUGUGCGCGUUUUCGACCCUGAAGGCCUCCCCGUAAAGAACGAUAGCGACCAUGGCCAUCCGAAAGUACAGGAGCUUCGAGAACUCAGUCGGUGGAGUGAUGGGCAUAUCUGGGUUUCACCUGAGCAACAUGGCAAUCUGACGGCGGUAUUCAAGAACCAAAUUGAUUGGAUUCCCCUAAGCACCGGGAGCGUUCGUCCGACUCAAGGCCGGACACUUGCUAUUGCCCAAGUUUGCGGUGGAUCACAAUCCUUUAAUGCGGUCAACUCAUUGCGGAUUCUCGGUCGAUGGAUGCGCAUGUUCACAAUUCCGAACCAAUCAUCAAUUCCCAAGGCAUACACUCAUUUUCCCGACGAAGGUCAGCCUGGGGAUCAAAGACUUGUCUCUAGCGGCAAUCGAGAUCGGCUAGUAGACUGCAUGGAGGAAUUUGUAAAAUACACUAUUCUGAUGCGGCCUCAUAUAGGGCUAUUUGCCGACCGUUUCAGUGAAAGGGAAGAGAAAAGACUGAAAGAAGAAAAGGCGCACCUUCGUGCAGCCAGUAUUGAGACAUGUACAUAG
Molecule: messenger RNA, 846 nt
Organism: Penicillium chermesinum
Lineage: Eukaryota; Fungi; Ascomycota; Eurotiomycetes; Eurotiales; Aspergillaceae
Product: NADPH-dependent FMN reductase ArsH
Exons: 2
Coding region: 1-846 (281 amino acids)
Molecular function (GO): oxidoreductase activity
Source: RefSeq, a predicted model, not a curated record